Corylus avellana is the source of this 3039-nucleotide messenger RNA. RefSeq names its product respiratory burst oxidase homolog protein F. The record is from RefSeq and is a predicted model, not a curated record. Lineage: Eukaryota; Viridiplantae; Streptophyta; Magnoliopsida; Fagales; Betulaceae. Gene Ontology annotation, molecular function: NAD(P)H oxidase H2O2-forming activity; peroxidase activity. Gene Ontology annotation, cellular component: plasma membrane.
UCACUUUCCUUUCUCUCCUAAUCUCUCCACUGGCCUCCAACAAAACCUCUCUCUCUUGCUCAUCAAACCAAAUACACCUCAAGCUUUUCUUCUCAUCCAACACUCAACCACCCAAAGCCAAGAAAACCCACCAAAAAUCAAAACAUAAACAAACAAACAAAAUACAAUCUCUAGCUAGCUAGCUCAAGAAAUUAACCAAACUGCCACCCUUCAACAAACAAUAUUCAUUCUAAAAUACUUCGUUUUCUGUCAAGAAAGAAAAACAGAGUCCCACAUUUUCCAUCAGAAUUCAUCAAUGGAGACGCAUGUAGAGUCCCAAACAGCCCAAGACCCAUUUGCCUCUGCUCUUUCACUAUCAUCCUCGUCGUCGUCGUCGUCAUCAUCUUCUUCUUCUUCUUUCUGUGUCAGUAUUGUUCCUCUCUCUUUCUCUCCAGUUCAGACGUCGGAGCAUCAACGAACCGGACCGCCACAUGAUGGGACCCAGUUGCUGCAAAAUGGAGAGGCGUCGAUGGCCGAGUCAGGCAUUGAAGGGCUGAGAUUCAUUGACAUCAUGGGCAGCGGUGGGAUGCAGUGGAAGGAUGUGGAGAAGCGGUUCGACCGGCUGGCCUUCACUAACAAUGGUCCUGAAUCGGUCGUGAAAUGGUCAGAUUUCAGCUUUUGUAUAGGGAUGGAAAAAUCACCGGAAUUUGGUAAUGAGGUAUUAAGGGCAGUAAGAGGAGGAGGAGGAGGAGGAAUGGAUUGGAAAAUUCAUAUCACAAAAUGCGAGCUUCACCGUUUCUGGUGUCACAUCGUGGACCCCUGCUUCUAUUCAAGAUCACGGAUUUUCUUUGACUUGUGUGAUAGGGACAUGGAUGGACUAAUUACUGAGAUGGAUAUUAAGCAGACUAUUUUGUUAAGUGCUUCAACAAAUAAGCUGCAUUUGACUCGUGAGGAAGCAGAAUAUGGUGCCGCUUUGAUCAUGGAAGUGCUUGACACUGAAAACCGACGUUACAUUGAGCUAUCUCAAUUUGAGACGCUCUUCAAAGUAAGCAGCGUAUCAUCAAGAGGCUCAAUUCCAAGCAAUCAACAAUUAAUAAUAACUCAAUCUCCUAAUAAUGAUAGUGAUAAUGAUAAUGAUAAUGAUAAUGACCCAUUUGGAGAAGUAUUAAUCUCAUCAUCAAAAUCGGAAAUUAUAUUUCGAUCAUAUUGGCGACGUGCAUGGAUAAUCUUGGUUUGGAUGGGCGUGUGCUUUGCACUUUUUGCAUGGAAAUUCUAUGAAUACAGCCAUAGAACAUCUUUCCAAGUGAUGGGCUACUGCAUCUCCACUGCCAAGGGUGCUGCAGAAACCCUAAAGUUCAACAUGGCUCUAAUUCUCCUCCCCGUUUGCCGUAAUACAAUCACAUGGCUUCGAAAACAUCAAUGGGUCAACUCCAUUGUUCCUUUUAAUGAUAAUAUCAACUUCCACAAGUUGAUUGCAGGAGGGAUAGUGGUAGGUGUGAUAUUACAUGGGGGCACCCACCUUGCUUGUGAUUUCCCAAGAAUUAGUAGCUCAGACCAGUCAAUAUUCCGGCGAACGAUCGCGGCCCGAUUCCAGUACCAUCAACCAUCAUACAUUGAGAUAUUGGCCACUACUGAGGUAGUAACAGGAAUUACUAUGGUAGUACUAAUGGCCAUUGCAUUUUCACUAGCAACAAAGUGGCCGCGCCGGCAGUCACCGUCGCUGCCAAGGUCCGUCCGGAGGGUCAUCGGAUAUAACACCUUUUGGUAUUCACACCACUUGUUCAUUCUUGUCUAUGCAUUGCUCAUUAUUCACUCCAUCUUCCUCUUCCUAACCGACAAUCUAAUUGAGAAAACGACAUGCAUUUACAUUGCCAUUCCUGUUUUAUUAUAUGCGGCGGAGCGGAUCUUUCGAGCUAUAAGAUCCGGGUCAUACGAGGCGAAAAUUUUCGAGGCAAGCAUUUAUCAAGGAAAAGUUGUGUCCCUCAAAUUGCAAAAACCAGAAGGUUUUAAGUACCAGAGUGGCAUGUACACAUUCAUUCAAUGCCCUCAAAUUUCACCUUUUGAAUGGCAUCCAUUCUCCUUAACUUCAGCACCAGAAGAUGAAUACCUUACUGUGCAUAUUAGAACCCUGGGAGACUGGAGUUUCCAAAUAUACAGCCUCUUCCAAGAGGCUAAAUUAUGUGGGACAAAGGAGUAUCCGAAAAUAUACAUAGAUGGACCCUAUGGUGCUGCCUCUCAAGACCAUGUGAAGUAUGAUAUUGUUGUGCUGAUUGGCCUUGGCAUAGGAGCCACACCCUUUAUGAGCAUCCUCAAAGAUGUGGUUAACAGUCACCAAAACACACAUUGUGAUCGAAGUGAUCGCGGGGAUUGUAGCAUAAGAAAGGGUCCAUUAAAAGCCUACCUUUAUUGGGUUACAAGAGAACAAAGCUCCUUUGACUGGUUUAGAGAUGUGAUGAAGGAGAUAUCAAAAUCAAACCAAAAACAGUGUAUAGUUGAGAUGCAUAGCUUCCUAACCAGUGUGUAUCAAGAAGGGGAUGUGCGAUCAGCUUUAAUAAGCGCAGUUCAAGCAUUAUAUCACGCCAAGAAUGGCAUUGACUUUGUCUCCAAGACUCCUGCACAUACACAUUUUGCGCGACCAAACUGGUUCAACAUUUUCUCAAAAUUGUCUCGUCAACACAGAGGAGCAAAGAUUGGGGUUUUCUACUGUGGCCCAUCAGCAUUGGCAAGAGAGUUGGAGAGGUUAUGCACCAAAUUCUCCACCAAAACCUCUACUAGAUUUGUAUUUCAUAAGGAGAAUUAUUAGACGUUUUCAUAACCACCCUAAUGCAUAUUGUACCAAUUCCACCAUUCAGAAGAGCAUAAUCACAUCACCCAUAAGCUCUGUAUAUUGUGACACUAUGGUUCUCUCUCUCUCAUUUGCCUGAGCAACAGAAUUAUGUUGCUUUUGUGACUAUAACACAAGCCAGCUUCAGCAAGGACUGUCUUGUGUCCAUAUUACAAAAUUGAUAUUGAAUACGACACUACUUUGAAGUCUUAAACCAGUUUCUCCUUUUGAGAGGU